AUACUAGAGAUUUUUAAUUUAUCAGCAUUGACAGAUAUUGGACAUUCAAUCCCUUAUUUAUACAUUUACAGUAAAUUACACUAAACGUUCUUGAAGCUUUAAAAAUGUUAAUAAUUUAAUAAUACUUUUAAAAGUAAACUUUAGCAAACCUCAACAUGAAUGUCAAUUUUUCAUACUGUACAUUAUAUAUUUUAUUGCACAUUAUACUGUAAAUAUUGUACAAAUCUCUAUGUUUGCUCAUUCGGAUGCAUUUUACCUUUUUCUGAGGUCAGUCUGAAUUUGUUUACUUAUUUUCUCUUUCAGUUAGUGUGAAAGUUAAACAAUAUUUAUUUGCAUCCUCUGAUUUGCAUCGCAGGUCAUUUAAAAAAAAAAAAAAAAAAAAAAACACUUUCAAAGGACACCACUUUAAAAGUGUCCUUGAAAUAUUACACAAAAGGUGAGUCUGUAUUUUUUUUUUUUAAUCAAAAAUAGAAUCACAAGAUGGGGACAGAGACAAACUAAAAUGGUAAAACAUUAAAAUAAAAAUAAAACAAAACAAAAAAAUUGAGGUAAAUCAUGAUGACGAGCCACCCCAUCCACAGUCUUUUUAAAGCAUAUAUAUAUAUAUAUAUAAGACAUUUUUAAAAAGACACUAUCAAAAUUUUAGGCAUAUUGAUUAUUAUAUUGUCAAGAUCAGGAACUACAGUGAGCCAGCACAGAUAACAGUCUGUGGCAAUUUAGAAAAAAAAAAAAAUGAAUCCAACAGAAUGAGAAACUAAAUUAGACCUGAAAAGCUUGGAGAUUUUUUUUUGAGCAUACAAAAACAUUUCUAUAUUAGUUUAAUAUGUUACUUUGGAAUGAGGGAAAGGUCAUUUCCACAUUUUCCACACAUUUUAAGACAAAUUAUACUUAAUUUUACUCCUAAAUUCGUGUUUGACUUAUAUACUAUAGCUGGACCCUGGAUGUACUGUCUGUGAAACAAUUUGUGAUUUAUUUCAAAUCAAUUCACUUUAUUUUCAUUCAGAGCUUAAAAAAAAAAAAAUCAAUAAAUAUACUGUCUCCAGGGUUGGGGUGUCCAAGCAACUCAAAGGAAUAAGGAGGAGUCUUACAAAUAUAGCUUAGCCUUUGAUUGGUUAAGGUUGUCCUUGUCUUACUGGUCUAAGUAAGAAAUCUUCAUAAAUUCAGACCUGCAAUCGUCUCUUUGGGCAUUUCUGCUGAUAGUAAAACACUGGAUAUAUUGACAAUAUGGCAAUGAAGGCUACAGUCACUGUGUUUUUGUUUUUGAGUCUCUUUGGAUUGAACACCAGCCUCUACAGAAAACACUACUAUGUGAAUAAGUAUAUGGGGUGGUCAGAUGCAAGGCGAUACUGCAAAGAAAACCAUGAUGACCUGUCCACCGUGAGCAAUGAAGAACUGCAAUCACUUUCUGAUAACACACAGAGCACCUUUGGUUAUUACUUCAUUGGUCUUAGUAGAGAUCCCAACGACCCAGAACGGUGGAGAUGGACUGAAGGUGAGGAUGCAACUAAUGUAAUGUGGGACAAUGACCAACCAAAUUCUCCUUAUGAACAGCAAUGUGCUGCUGUCAAAAAAUCAAAUUCUAAAGUUCAUGAUGUUGAUUGCUCUUGGGCUAUACCAUUUUAUUGUAUGGAGGUCUUUAAGCUGAUCCUAGUGCAGCAAGAAAGCACGUGGGAAGAGGCCCUGCAAUACUGCAGACAAAACUACACUGAUCUUGCCGGUCUAAGCUCAGAUGUGAUUAUGAAAGAGGUGAAAGUUAAGACCACAUCAGCCCUGACAGAUGAUGUUUGGAUUGGUCUGCGCUUUAUCGCUGGUCACUGGUUCUGGGUAAAUGGAGAAGAUCUCGACUAUAAGGUCUGGUCUGCGGAUGGAGAGCUCCAGUGUCCUGCCAUAAAUCAGCGCUGUGGAGUUUAUGAUGUAAAGCAGAAAAAUUGGAAACCUGCAGACUGUGAGCAGAGACUCAACUUUCUCUGUGUCAAGAACCCAUGAAAUGAUUUAUUUGAAUAAUGAUGACAACAAGCCUGGUGACUAAAGAGCCAAACAGUAAAGCCUAUUUUAAUAGUUAAU
This is a messenger RNA of Ctenopharyngodon idella (grass carp), 2064 nucleotides long. Its product is annotated as C-type mannose receptor 2-like. The transcript has a single exon. The coding region runs from base 1225 to 1986 and encodes 253 amino acids. Lineage: Eukaryota; Metazoa; Chordata; Actinopteri; Cypriniformes; Xenocyprididae. The record is from RefSeq and is a predicted model, not a curated record.